This is a messenger RNA of Talaromyces amestolkiae, 1077 nucleotides long. RefSeq lists its product as uncharacterized. The transcript has a single exon. Gene Ontology annotation, cellular component: RES complex; U2-type spliceosomal complex. The record is from RefSeq and is a predicted model, not a curated record. Gene Ontology annotation, biological process: mRNA splicing, via spliceosome. Bases 1 to 1077 code for a protein of 358 amino acids. Lineage: Eukaryota; Fungi; Ascomycota; Eurotiomycetes; Eurotiales; Trichocomaceae. Gene Ontology annotation, molecular function: RNA binding.
AUGUCCUCAUUAGCAGACUACCUCGCCAAAAACUACCUAACCGCCGACCCGCAACCCGAACGCCCCAAAAAGAAGCGCAAGAAGAACAAACACCACGACCCAUUAACCAGCAGCACCGGCGGAGACGGCCUCAUAAUCGCAGACGAUGACCCUCCAUCUCUGCGCGCUACGGCCGGCGAUUUAGAGAAUAAUGAAUAUGAUGAGAAUUCGCCUUAUGUAUUGGAGUCAUCAGCGUCAAGGGCGUUGAACGCGGAGUUUAAGAAGAAGAAGAAAUCCGGCUGGAAGACUGUCGGCGGCGGUGACGACACAGCAGCAACGAGUUCGCGGGCAGGUCAAGACGAAGCAGAUGCGAUCCUGGCCUCUGCCGCGGCUGAAAGCGCGGCAAGACUUCAAGCCACCGAAGCGGAUGACGCGCCGACCAUCGAAGGCGGCAUUCAAGACAUGGACGAAGAAGAUUAUGACGGCGCAAGAAUGGAAUCCGGCGCCCGCGCUGGUCUCCAAACAGCCGCACAAACCGCCGCCAUGGUCGCCGCCCAGGAACGACGCAAGAAAGCUGAAUUAGCUGCAUUCCAGGCAUCUACCAAACAGCAACAAGAUGGUGGAGGGGAGACGAUCUAUCGUGACGCAUCGGGCCGCAUCAUAAACGUCGCAAUGAAACGCGCCGAAGCCCGCAAAGCAGCCGAAGAAGCCGCAAAGGCCGAACAAGCCGCCAAAGAAGCACUCAUGGGCGACGUGCAACGCCAAGCAAAGCAAGAACGACAAGAACAACUCCGUUCCGCGCGCGCAAUGCCGCUUGCGCGCACAAUUGAAGAUGAAGACCUGAACGACGAAUUGCGGUCACAAGAGCGAUGGAAUGAUCCUGCAGCCCAGUUCCUGACCACUAAAAAGGCCGCAACAAGUAAAACGGGACGACCUUUAUACAAAGGGGGGUUUGCGCCGAAUAGGUACGGGAUCAGACCUGGGCACAGAUGGGAUGGAGUUGAUAGGGGCAAUGGGUUUGAGAAGGAGUGGUUUCAGGCGAGGGCGAGGAAGGAUMGGAUUAGGGAUUUGGAGUAUGAGUGGCAGAUGGAUGAAUAA